Molecule: messenger RNA, 816 nt
Organism: Peronospora belbahrii
Lineage: Eukaryota; Oomycota; Peronosporomycetes; Peronosporales; Peronosporaceae
Source: the annotation of a GenBank genome assembly
AUGUUUGCAGCUAUACGUUCGAUUCAAAAGCCUGUCACAAGUACGGGAUUGCGUUCAUUGAGUGUACCAGCGUAUAAACCCGAUUUGAAAUCACAAGCAGUGAAGCCUAAGAACAUUAAAUAUUUUAAAAUCUACCGUUGGGACCCUGAAUCAAAGGAAAAACCAUAUCAAUGCACAUAUCCUGUGGAUUUGGAUGAAUGUGGUCCUAUGGUGCUGGACGCUCUGAUUAAGAUUAAGAGUGAACAGGACCCAACACUGACGUUUCGUCGCUCGUGUCGUGAAGGAAUUUGUGGUUCAUGUGCCAUGAAUAUCGAUGGUGGUAACACAUUGGCAUGUCUAAGUCCCAUUAAGAAGAACAAAGAUGUGAUCAACAUUCAUCCGCUACCGCACAUGUUCGUUAUCCGCGAUUUGGUGCCAGACAUGACCAACUUUUACGAUCAGUACACGUCUAUCAAGCCAUGGCUGCACUCGGAUAAACCCAGCGAUGUCAACCAUGAGCAUCUGCAAUCUAUUGAGGACCGCAAGAAACUCGACGGUAUGUACGAGUGCAUACUAUGCGCAUGUUGCAGCACCUCAUGCCCUAGCUACUGGUGGAAUCCGGACAAGUACCUAGGCCCUGCUGUUUUGAUGCAAGCAUUCCGCUGGAUUGAGGACUCGCGUGACGACAAGACGGAAGAGCGUUUGCGCGCGCUAGACGAUUCGUUCAAGUUGUACAAGUGCCACACCAUCAUGAAUUGCACGCGCACAUGUCCGAAGGGUUUGAACCCGGCUCAGGCUAUCGGUAAGAUCAAGACGCGUCUUGCUAACUUGCAUUAA